CUCAUAAAACAUCAUAUGAUAACUCCAAAAUUCAACUGUUUAUCCUGAUCGGUCCAGCUAUAUCCGCUAACAGUAUACGGCGCACCCAAAUUGAAAGCUCAUUAAUCAUUAUAUAUCUCACCAUAUUUUUCCUCUAUAAAUUUGCCAUUUCGAGGAACUCUUACUAAGUUGCUAACAAUAGUAUUACUCUUUGUAAUAUCAAACGAUCGAGCCAACUUGUUUGUUGAACAAUGAAGUUCAAAGCUUAUAUUUUAGUAGGACUGCUUGCUUUUGCAAUUCUAAUCUCUUCACCUACUUCAGCUGACAGUAACCCAGCUUAUAAACUUCAUAAGCGUGAUGAGGCUGAGGAAACUAAGUCUGAGAUGAACUCUGCAGCGGAGGUCACAACGGAGAAAAUGGAUGGGGAUAUCAUACACGAUCGAUCACGAAGCAGUGGGAGUGGAGCAUAUGGAGGAGGAGGUAGUCAAGGAGGUGGUGGACAAAGUGGUGGUAGUUCUGGAGGAGGAGGUCAAGGUGGUUACAGAGGAGGUGGAGGAAAAGGAGGCUCGGGAGGAGGCAGUGUUGGUGGCGGCGGUGGCAUAGGAGGUGGAGGAAAAGGAGGCAUAGGAGGUGGAGGUGGAGGAAAAGGAGGCUCAGGAGGAGGCUCAACAGGAGGCUCAGCAGGAGGCAGUGUUGGUGGUGGCGGUCAAGGAGGCGGUGGCAUAGGUGGUGGAGGAAAAGGAGGCAUAGGAGGUGGAGGAAAAGGAGGCAUAGGAGGUGGAGGAGGAGGGCAAGGUGGUUAUGGAGGCGGUGGUAAAGGUGGCUCGGGAGGAUCGGGUCAAGGAGGUAGCAAAGGAGGUGGAGGUAGUCAAGGGGGCUUAGGAGGGGGAGGAGAAGGUGGUAGUGGAGGAGGUGGAGGUAGCCAAGGAGGAAAAGGUGGAUCAGGAGGUGGUCAUGGAGGAAGUGGUGGAAGUCGAGGAGGCAAAGGUAGUGGUGGAGGGGGUGGAAGUCAAGGAGGUGGUGGUGGAGGCAAGGGUGGGGGUGGUUAUGGCGGAGGUGGGGGCAGUCAAGGAGGGGGGAAAGGUGGCUCUGGAGGUGGAACGGGUGGGAAGGGAGGUGGAGGCGGUGGCGGUGGCGGCGGCGGCUAUGGUGGCGGUAGUGGAAAAGGUGGUUCUAGUGGUGGGGGAAAAGGUGGCUCUAGUGGCGGUUCUCGUGGCGGCGGCGGCGGGAGCGGAGGAUACAGUGAAAUAACUAAUGUUCAAGGGAGAAAUACCAUGGCAUAUCCAGAUCAGUAUGGUGGGCGUGGUGGCUACGGUGGAGGCGGAUAUGGUGGCGGUGGAGGCGGCUAUGGUGGCGGUGGAGGUGGCUACGGCGGUGGUGGCCACUGUAGGUAUGGUUGUUGUGGUAGGGGGUACGGAGGACGCUGUCAUCGCUGCUGCGGCUCACAUUCUCCACAAGACGCCCAAGCUGUUGGAGGCGAAGCCCAGCCCCAUAACUAAAGCCCUGGUCUCUACAUGUUGUAGCUCAAGGCCAGUAGCAGUACCGUGUAACAUAUAGUGCAUGUGGACUGUGGUAGUAUACUAGUAUAUAUUAGCCUAUGCUAAGAUGGAUGGGAUGAAUUCCCACCAUAGUAAAUGGAUGAAUAAACGUGGAGCUAACAAAAGGGAAAUGACACGCACUAAUGAUAAGUUUUUUGUGAAGUUACUCUAGUGCUGUAGUAUCAGGCUUCAGCCUCGAAAGUUGGGGUUUUCCCAUCUCUGUUAGUUUUGAGUAUGAGUGAAAUAUAAAUAUGGCGGUGUAUAUCAGUA
Messenger RNA from Beta vulgaris subsp. vulgaris (sugar beet), 1787 nucleotides. Its product is annotated as glycine-rich cell wall structural protein. Lineage: Eukaryota; Viridiplantae; Streptophyta; Magnoliopsida; Caryophyllales; Amaranthaceae. Bases 231 to 1478 code for a protein of 415 amino acids. The transcript has 4 exons. The record is from RefSeq and is a predicted model, not a curated record.